Pterocles gutturalis (yellow-throated sandgrouse) is the source of this 249-nucleotide messenger RNA. RefSeq names its product cytochrome b-c1 complex subunit 8. The transcript is spliced from 2 exons. NCBI's taxonomy places the organism in Eukaryota, Metazoa, Chordata, Aves, Pterocliformes, Pteroclidae. Gene Ontology annotation, biological process: mitochondrial electron transport, ubiquinol to cytochrome c. Bases 1 to 249 code for a protein of 82 amino acids. The record is from RefSeq and is a predicted model, not a curated record.
AUGGGCAUUCACUUCGGGAAUCUGGGCUAUGUUCGCCACGUUAUCACCUACAGCCUCUCUCCUUUCGAGCAACGCGCUUUCCCGAACAUCUUCUCGCAGGCUUUGCCCAACGUUUGGCGGCGUUUCAGCUCCCAGGUCUUCAAGGUGGCUCCCCCUUUUGUGGGAGCCUAUCUCCUUUAUUCCUGGGGGAUGCAAGAGUUUGAGCGGCUGAAGAGGAAGAACCCCGCUGACUAUGAAAACGACCAGUGA